ACCUCGAGGCCCCCUCCCCCUCCCGUCUGCGCAGGGCUGGGGCGGGACGGCCCACCUGUUCUCGCCCCUGCCGGGCUGGGGAGGUGAUCCGAGACGUUCUGGAACCGCAGUCGUCCCAGCCACGUCGGAGAAGGGUGCAAUGUCUGAACAGGAGCGUGUACAGGAAUGCCUGAGGAAAGAAAUAAGGUCACUUCUCAUUUCUGCCAAAGAUGGUUUGACCCCACAGCAAUUGGAAAAGGAGUAUCUUUUGAUGGUUGGCAGUCAUUUGCCACUCCGAGUCCUUGGCUAUCGGUCAACUAUGGAGCUGGUGUUGGACAUGCCUGAUGUUGUCACUGUCUGCCCCUGUGGGGAUGGUACUGUAAUACUGAAAGCCAUUCCAGAUGAAUCCACCAAAGGAAUAGCAAGUUUGGUUGCAAAACAGAGAAGCAGCCAUAAGGUUCGAAACUCCGUGCAGAAGGGAAGGGCCAGUGUUUGCUCUGGGCCAAGCUCAUGUAGGCGAGUACCUUACCGAGGAAGGGUGCCCCCCAUUCUUCCAGCUUUUGUGAAGAGUGAGUUGAAAGACCUCUUGGCGUUAUCUCCCGUUCUCCUUUCUGAUUUUGAGAAGGCAUUUGUCAGACGAUUUGGACGUUCAUUCCAGUACGUGCAGUAUGGAUUUCUCUCUAUGUUUGAAGUGCUUAAUGCUGCUUCGGAUGUCAUUUCUGUAGAGCAGACCAGAGCAGGUUCUUUGUUGAUGCUAAAGAAGAGCGUAUCAGAGAAGCAGCAGAGAGGAUGGCCAGCAGGAGGUAAAAUGUUUACCCAGCCUUUUAGAAUGAAACCACACGGAUCAUACUCCGCAGGCUUCCCAGUUGUAAAGUCUCACUUUUCACAACCUGCUUCAAACAUGGAUCCACCGAAACAAAUAUUGAACGUGGAAAAGACUUUUAAGUCAAAUGUAGUAGAGACUUCAAAGCUGAAUCACACUGAAAAAUUAAAUCAGCUGGAGAACACAUUCAAAUCAGUUAUUGCACAGAUUGGACCUGGAGGGACUAUCAAUCCAGAACUAAAACAUAAGAUACGAUUUGUAGUAUCCAAGUUUCCAGAGGGUUUGCUUAUUUCUAAACUGCUCAGAGAGUUUGAGAUAAUCUUUAAAGAGCAACUUUCACCAAAAAAAUUGGGCUUCUUAAAUGUGACAGAACUUGUUGGAGCUCUUAGUGACAUUCUCCGUGUUGAGUUCAGGGAAGGAGAACAAGACUUACUGGUGUUUGAUGCUGAUACGAAGCCACUACCACCUGAUGGAGACGUUUCAUCAGUCAGAAAUUCAUGUUUAGUUCAAUCAGAUAAGAAAAUAGAAGUCAAAGCUUAUGUCUCCAGUCCCCCUAGAAAUUCACUGUCUACUGCUGCUGUCACGGAGACUGCAUGGGAUUGUCCUAAAAGCCAUGAGGAGCCAGAACAGAAGAUUUGCAAGAAGCCUAAUCUGGUGGUAAAGCCUGUACAGUUGCAAGUAGAAGUUAAGUCACAGCUCAACCUGGCGAUGGCAAAUCGUGAUAUCCCACCAGAUGCUGUACGGGACAAGCAACUAUGCAGACUGCCACCAUUAGAUACCAGUACCCUUGUGGGGGUCUUUGUGGAGUAUAUCAUCUCUCCAAGUCAAUUCUACAUCCGAAUCUAUAGCAGGGAUUCAUCAGAGUUACUUGAAGACAUGAUGAUUGAGAUGCGGCGCUGCUACUCUAAUCAGCUGGUUUCUGAUCGGUACGCCAUGCCAGAGUAUUUCAUCCAACCAGGACAUCUCUGUUGUGUAAGGAUUUCUGAGGAUAAGUGGUGGUAUCGGGUCAUUAUCCAUCGAGUCCUUGGGAAGCAGGAAGUUGAAGUAUUCUACCCAGACUUUGGAAAUAUUGGAACUGUUCAGAAGUCCUCCCUGAGAUUUCUCAAGUGCUGCUACACAAAGCUUCCAGCUCAGGCUAUCCCUUGUUCUUUGGCUUGGGUGAGACCAGUAGAGGAACAUUGGACAUCCAGAGCUAUUUUGCAGUUUCAGAAGUUGUGUGGUUUGAAGCCAUUAGUGGGGGUAGUGGAUGAAUAUGUAGAUGGAAUCCUUAACAUUUUCCUGUGUGAUACAUCAUCAAAUGAAGACAUCUAUUUCCAUCAUGUCUUGAGAACGGAGGGCCAUGCUAUUGUAUGCCGAGAAAAUGUCCCUUCUAAGGGUUUCAGAGAACUCAACCCUUUAGCUUUAUAUACUAAAUCCAGUUCAGGGCCGGAGGAUGUGGUUCUGACAGAACUGGGUUAUCCUUCCCAGCAGCACUAUUUUAAUGAAGACCGAGAGAUAAGUCCACAAUCAAAAGAGAGUGAAUUAUAUACCCUGCAAGAUAUUAAUGAUGAAAAGGCUUUCAGUCACCUUAAAUCUGAAUUAAACGAGCCAUUAAAGGAUUCUGAAUUCAGUUCUUUGGAAAACCAAGAUAAGUGCUGUGAAGAAGACCCAACGUGGUCCAUCCCAGAGCUAAAGGAUCUGAAGGAAGAAAAUGAGGAUGAGAUUCCCACCGGAAUGCCAUGCCUGGAAUCAGUGACUAUCGGUGAUGAUGUUUGGGAUGAAAAUUGGUUACCUUUGCAGGCUAAAAUGGAUAAAGGGGAUGAUGCUGCCUCCCACUUAUUUACCUCAAGCCUUGGUGGAAAGAAACCUUACCCAUCAUGUAAAGAAAUGCCGCAAAAGGAUUGGUGCUUUUCUGGACCCAAAGAUAUAUGGGAUGAUUCGUGGCAGCCUUCAGGCCUUGUGAAUGGAAUGAAAGGAGAAGUUCAAAAACAAGAGGCAUUAGAUGCUCAGGAAAAAAAUACUGGCACAACCAGGAUUCAAAAGCAGCCAAACGUAGGGAAUUCUUCAGAUUCUUCCCCAUUGCCCAAAUUGGAGGAGUUCUACAUGUCUCUGAUCCAGUCGCAGCAGUCAGCAAAAGGGAGCCGGCCCGAGCCCAGCAGCGUUCAGACUCAGGCAACGCCAGUCCAGCUGCCCGCGGCAACCCUCAGUGCAACUCCUACGGCGCUUGAUUCUGCAGGAAAACAUUCUGCUUCAGUGGAGAACUCUUCAGAGAGCUUAAAGAACGAUUUCUCUAGUAGCCGUGCUAUUACAGUGUUCAAAGACAAGAGUCAUGGAGCCAUAGACCAGCUGUCUUUGAUCUUGUCUCCUGAGCACCAGAUUUCCCAGAAGCUCUACAUUCCUCGGAGCACAGCCACUGCUGCCUUGGGAGCUGCGGCACGGUUGGCCACCUCCAGGAGUCUCUUACACUGGUACCCCAGUGUGAAAAGAAUGGAAGCAUGAGGGAGUGAGUAGGGGAGAAAAUAAUAAGCCAGGUGCGUUAGGGCUUGGUGAUUUCCCAAGGCCAAAACAUGGAGGAGGUAUUGAGACAAAACGCUAUUUUGAUGGUUAAUGCCUUUGUCUUUCUUUGUGACCGUAUGUUAGCUUUGUUUUGCUAACAGUCCACUUUGUUGUGUAAGUAUUGAUAUUUAAUGUUAGUUUUAAUUUUUAUUGAUGAUGUUUCUUAUUCCGCAUAGUUUUGUUCACCUUGACAUAGUGGUUUAAAGGCAUUUUUAUUUUUUGUUGCUUUUGUGUAUGUGUGUUUCUAUAAAUGUUUUUCUUGUACAUAUCAUGACUGAUAAAUGAAAGCUGAAAAACUAAUGUUUUGCGAUCCAUAUUUAGUAAGACAAAAAUUAUCUCAGAUUCUUAUGUCCAGAAAAAGGAUGUCUGAAUUAUAAGGCUGCUUUUUCUUUCUCAUUUGAAAUUUUCUAUAUCAUAGA
This is a messenger RNA of Lontra canadensis (Northern American river otter), 3756 nucleotides long. RefSeq names its product tudor domain containing 5 (gene TDRD5). Lineage: Eukaryota; Metazoa; Chordata; Mammalia; Carnivora; Mustelidae. The transcript has 18 exons. The coding region runs from base 140 to 3280 and encodes 1046 amino acids. Gene Ontology annotation, biological process: spermatogenesis; germ cell development. The record is from RefSeq and is a predicted model, not a curated record.